Bacillus rossius redtenbacheri is the source of this 2446-nucleotide messenger RNA. Its product is annotated as pendrin-like. The coding region runs from base 63 to 2159 and encodes 698 amino acids. Gene Ontology annotation, biological process: transmembrane transport. Gene Ontology annotation, cellular component: plasma membrane. The transcript is spliced from 15 exons. Gene Ontology annotation, molecular function: chloride transmembrane transporter activity; sulfate transmembrane transporter activity; bicarbonate transmembrane transporter activity. Lineage: Eukaryota; Metazoa; Arthropoda; Insecta; Phasmatodea; Bacillidae. The record is from RefSeq and is a predicted model, not a curated record.
AGAGGGGGCAGGGGCCAGGAGCGAGGUCGCCUCGCCGUCAGUAGCGGAGCGGCGCCGGCGAGAUGCUGUCCCUGGGCUCGCGCAGGCGCAGUAGCAACUGGAGCGCCAUCGACCCCAGUUGCACGCUGCGGGUGGAGAGACCCGUGUACCGGCAGGACGAGCUGAACAAGGCCUUCGACUACAUCAAGCCCCGCAGGAAGUUGGGGGACAUAGUGACGGACCAGUACCGGACAUGGCGGCCCCUGGAAACGCUACUGAGGAUGGUGCCUGUGCUGUCCUGGAUGCGGCACUACCGCUGGAGGGAGGACCUCGUCAGCGACCUGGUGUCCGGCUUCACCGUGGCCAUCAUGAACAUCCCGCAAGGAAUGGCCACCGCACUCCUGGGGAACGUUCCUCCGAUAGUGGGCAUAUACAUGGCGUUCUUCCCUGUCCUCACGUACUUUCUCCUCGGAACCUCGCGCCAUGUCUCCAUGGGCACGUUCGCGGUGGUGUGCAUGCUGACGGGCCAGACGGUGACGCAGUACGCGGCUGAGGAGCCGCCUGCUCUCCCCGGCAACAACGGGACGGCUGCCCUGGUGAACGGUGACCUGCCGGUCUACUCGCCCGUGCAGGUGGCCACCGCCGUGGCCUUCAUGGUCGGCAUCUACCAGGUGGUGAUGCACGUCUUCAGGCUGGGCGUGGUGUGCACGCUGCUGUCCGACACGCUGGUGAACGCCUUCACCACAGCGUCGGCGGUGCACGUGUUCACGUCCCAGGUGAAGGACCUGAUGGGCCUCGACAUCUCUCGCUACCAGGGCGUCUUCAAGGUCGUAUAUACUUGGAUUGAAAUAUUCAAGGAAAUCACAACCACGAACGUUGCAGCGGUCGUAAUGUCUGCAGUUACAAUACUGGUGCUUGUAACGAAUGACUACAUGAAGCCGUAUGUGAAGAAGGUGUCCAAACUGCCUGUGCCCAUAGAGCUGGUGGUGGUUGUGGCAGGGACUCUGGUGUCCGCCUACACCAGCAUCACACUCGACUAUGGCAUCGUCAUGCUGGGCGACAUACCCAGGGGACUGCCGCCGCCGACACCUCCGCCCUUCUCCCUGAUGGCCGAUGUGGCUCUGGACAGCUUCACCAUCGCCGUGGUCUCCUACACCAUCUCCAUGUCCAUGGCCCUCACCUUCGCGCAGAAGCUCGGCUACAGCGUGGACGCCAACCAGGAGCUGCUGGCCCAGGGCGCAGGUAACGUGGUGGGCUCUUUCUUCUCGUGCAUGCCCUUCUGCGCAUCGCUGUCGCGCAGCCUGGUGCAGCAGACUGUGGGCGGCAGGACGCAGCUGGCGAGCGUCGUGUCCUGCGGCAUCCUGCUGCUCGUCAUGCUGUGGAUCGGCCCCUUCUUCGAGCCGCUGCCCAGGUGCGUGCUGGCCAGCAUCAUCGUGGUGGCACUGAAGGGGUUGCUGAUGCAAGUGUCGCACGUGGUCAAGUUCUGGCGCCUGUCCGUGCUGGACGGCGUCGUGUGGCUCGUCACCUUCCUGACCGUCGUGCUGGUCAGCAUCGACCUCGGCCUGCUGGCGGGCGUCGCCAUCUCCCUCGUCUGCAUCUUCAUCCAGAGCAUGAAGCCGUACACUUGUCUGCUGGGCGUCGUGCCCAACACCGAUCUCUACCUCGACCUCAACCGCUACAAGGGGACCCCCGAGGUGGCAGGCGUGAAGAUCUUCCACUACUGCGGCGGCCUCAACUUCGCGACGCGCGACCACUUCAGGGGCGAGCUGCUGCGCCUGGUGGGAGUGGACCCGCAGACUGAGCUGCGCCGCAGGAGGAAGCAGGCCAAGAAGGAGGCCGCCGCCGAGCAGAAUGGAAGAGUGAAUUCUGGUUUUGAGGAAGACGUUGUUACGGAUAUGAGAAGUUCUAACACAACAAAGGUGUCCAGCAUCGUGCUGGACUUCUCCGCGCUGAGCUACGUGGACCCCUCUGGCGUGAACCUGCUCAAGCUGCUGAGGGAGGACUACGCCAAGAUCGGCGUGUCCAUCUACCUGGCGGGCAGCUCGUGCCCCGUGUACGAGAACCUGAAGAAGUGCGGCUUCCUCGGGGACGGCAGGGCCUCCUUCAAGAUCUUCCCCACCGUGCACGACGCCAUCUUGUACGUCCAGAACAGGACGCAGAGCCGCUUGUCGCGCGCGUGAAGUCGAGCUGGUCACGGCCUUCUACACUCUUUUGCAUCUACAACUCGUCAUUAGCAUUCGCGGUCUUGCAGCGGCGGGAAGUCGCGCGAGUGUCCAGUGUCACGAUCGCUUGCGUGGUGGAUGAAGUCGAGUGUCGGGCAGCAAAAUUCAUGACCAGAAGACAAACAAAAUUCUGCAGUGACAAAAUACACGGGGAUGUCCCUUCAGACAAUGGAAUUGCUUAUAUUGAAAUAACCAACAUGACCCAUGUAGAAUGGAAAAAAAUAAAUAAAUAAACCUAUCUCAAA